ACCGCUCAAAGUCCACAACUAUAACGAUGGAGACAAAAUCUGUCUGUCAGGAGUGUGAACUUACUGAUCAAGCAGGAAAUAAUCAGAAAUACUUUUGUCCAGAAUGAACCGUCCAACUGAAGCAGAAAGAUGAAGAACAUGAAAAGAAUCAUCAGUUUUAUGCUUUAUGGUCUGUUUUUGUGCUGCUCGGUUUUCUCUAAUGGUGAUACACAGGUCUCCUGUCAGGUCAACAAGACUUGUAUCUUACCCUGCAGUUUCACAGCUCAUGAUGACAUUGUCAUCCACUGGAUUCAAGAGACUCCACCAGAGUCCCGGGUUCACUCCUACUAUCACAAACAAGACCGACUGGGAGAGCAGCACCAGAGGUUCAGAGGAAGAACAUCUCUGUUUGAGGACCAGAUCUCCAGAGGAAACGCUUCCCUGCUGCUGAGAGGAGUGAAGGUUCAGGACCAGGGCAGAUAUCGGUGUGACGUCAGCACCAUCACUGGAAACAAGGAGAACUUCAUCCACCUGAAUGUGAACGCUCCAGUCCAGCACGUCAACAUUGAACAGGUAGAAGAUAAAAUCACCUGCAGCUCAGAGGGGAUCUAUCCUGAACCGGGACUCACCUGGACCACCAAUCCUCCAUCCAGCUUGAACCUGCAGAACCCACCAACAGUCCAGGAGACUGAACAGCAGCUUUACAGCAUCAGCAGCUCUCUGGUACUUUCAGACGGAGAUGCUGACCUGGAAUACAUCUGCACCGUCAGCACUGCAGCAAACAGCAGGAGAUCCACUUUGCUUCAACCAGCUGUUAUAAGUGGAUCAAACACUCAAAGAAAAAUCUCCUGCUCAACCGCCAAUUAUCCAAUAAAGUAUCUCAUCUGGACGUUUAACCAUAAAGAGAUCAUCCUGACACAGAGGGGACCUGAAGGGUUCUACACACCUUCAGAGAGGUGGAAGCAGCACGUGAUGACUGUAUCAGAGACAGGAAGUCUCACUCUGAAGCAUUUAUCUUCAGACCAGACAGGAACAUACAAAUGUGAACUCAGGGAUGAAGAGGAAACAUACGUGAAAUACACCUUUCUUCACAUACCAAAAGACCGGACCAGAGUUAUUGCAGGAGUGGUGGUGGUUGUGCUGCUGCUGCUGGUCUUGGUUUCUGGAGUCGUUGGUUACAAAUACAGGAAAAGGGUGCAGGAAUACAGGAAAAGGAGGAAAGAAAGGAAGAAGAGGAAAAAAAAAGGAGAAGGGGUUCAACAGAGACUCUUCUCAACUAUGGACCGCAGUGAAGAUCGCAGUCAGCCUCAAACACGUGGCGAUGUGACGUCUGAGGGCCAGGAUGACUCCGGGAGUGACAGCUAUAAUGUAAAAAUGUGGUUGAAGGACACUUUGAAGAAUUUGGACUCCAGUGGGCUGAAGGAAUUCCACUGGCACCUGAAUAAUGCAGAUCAAUCAGAGGAUGGUUUCAAACCGAUCGAACUGUGUCAUCUGGAAAAGGCGGACAAAUUGGACACCGUAAAUCUGAUGAUGCAGAGGUUCUCCUUAAAGACCAAAGAGGUGGCCGAGACAAUUUUAAAGAAGAUGAAAAGAAAUAAAGUUUGUAAAAAGCAGCUGAAGUCUAAGCUGAAGGAGAAGUACCAGCAUGUGUCUGAGGGGAUUAUUAAAGCAGGAAACCCAACCCCUCUGGAGCAGAUCUACACGGAGCUCUACAUCACAGAGGGAGGGACCGGAGAGGUCAACGAAGAACAUGAAGUCAGACAGAUUGAAGCAGCUUCCAGGAAACCAGACGGAGCAGAAACAGCCAUCAGACAGGAAGACAUCUUUAAACCCCCACCUGGAAGAGAUAAACCAAUCAGAACGGUGAUGACGAAGGGAGUGGCCGGCAUCGGGAAAACAGUCCUAACACAGAAGUUCACUCUGGACUGGGCUGAAGGCAGAACCAACCAGGACAUCCAGUUCCUGCUUCCAUUCACCUUCAGAGAGCUGAAUGUGCUGAGAGAGGAGAAGUUCAGCUUGGUGGAACUAGUUCAUCGAUUCUUCUCUGAAACCAGUGAAAUCUGCAGCUUUGAAGAGUUCCAGGUCGCGUUCAUCUUUGACGGUCUGGAUGAGAGUCGACUUCCUCUGGACUUCCACAACUCUACAAUCGUCAGUGACCCCAGAAGCUCCACCUCAGUGGAUGUGCUGCUGACAAACCUCAUCAGGGGAAACCUGCUUCCUUCUGCUCGUCUCUGGAUCACCACACGACCCGCAGCAGCCAAUCAGAUCCCUCCUUACUGUGUUUCCAUGGUGACGGAGGUCAGAGGGUUCACUGACCCACAGAAGGAGGAAUACUUCAGGAAGAGGAUCAGAGAUGAAGAGCAGACCAGCAGAAUCAUCUCCCACAUCAAGACGUCACGGAGCCUCCACAUCAUGUGCCACAUCCCAGUCUUCUGCUGGAUCACUGCUACGGUCCUGGAGAACGUCCUGGAGAACGUCCUGGAAACCAGAGAGGGAGGGGAGCUGCCCAAGACCCUGACUGAGAUGUACAUCCACUUCCUGGUGGUCCAGGCCAAACUGAGGAAGGUCAAGUAUGAUGGAGGAGCUGAGACGGAUCCACACUGGAGUCCAGAGAGCAGGAAGAUGGUGGAGUCUCUGGGAAAACUGGCUUUUGAGCAGCUGCAGAAAGGAAACCUGAUCUUCUAUGAACGAGAACUGAGAGAGUGUGGCAUCAAUGUCACAGAGGCUUCAGUGUACUCAGGAGUGUUCACACAGAUCUUUAGAGAGGAGAGCAGCCUGUACCAGGACCAGGUCUUCUGCUUCAUCCAUCUGAGUGUCCAGGAGUUUCUGUCUGCUCUUCAUGUCAAUCAAACCUUCAUCAACUCUGGAGUCAACCUGCUGGGGGAACAAAGAAACACCUUCUGGUUGUUUAAAACAAGAGCAGAGACUGACCUAUAUCAGACAGCAGUAGACAAGGCCUUACAGAGUCCCAACGGACACCUGGACUUGUUCCUGCGCUUCCUCCUGGGUCUUUCACUGGAGACCAAUCAGACUCUCCUACGAGGUCUGUUGGAACCAAAACAAAGAAGUUCGCGGGACAAUCAGAAAACAGUUAAAUACAUCAAGGAGAAGAUCAUUGGGGAUCUGUCUGCAGAGAGAAGCAUCAACCUGUCCCACUGUCUGAAUGAACUGAACGAUCGGUCUCUGGUGGAGGAUGUCCAACGGUCCCUGAGGUUUGGACGUCUCUCCAGAACUAAACUGUCUCCUUCUCAGUGGUCGGCUCUGGCCUUCAUCUUACUGUCAUCAGGAGAUCUGGAGGUGUUUGACCUGAAGAAAUAUUCAGCUUCAGAGAAGGUUCUACGGCGGCUGCUGCCGGUGGUCAAAGCCUCCAAGAAAGUUCUACUGAGUGGCUGUAACCUCUCAGGGGACAUCUGUGCAGAUCUGUCCUCAGUUCUCAGCUCUCAGUCCUCCCACCUGAGAGAACUGGACCUGAGCAACAACCCCCUGCAGGAUUCUGGACUGGAGCAGCUGUGUCCUGGACUGGAGAGUCCACACUGUCACCUGGAGUCUCUCAGAUUGCAGCACUGCAGGUUGUCAGGGAUCAGCUGUUCUUCUCUGGUCUCAGCUCUGAAGUCCAACCCCUCCCAUCUGAAACUUCUGGACCUGAGUGGGAACAACCUGCAGGCUGCAGAUGUGAAGCAGCUGUAUGAUCUGGUGAAGAGUCCAGACUACCAGCUGCAGACUCUCAGCUGGAGAUGAUGAGAGUGUCCAGGACGGACGAAUCGUGCCCUGAUCGUCCCCAGAGUUGAAGCAGCACCAGUUUGUGUGGGCAGACUCUGAUUGGACCGUGAUGAUGAUGAAGAUGAAGAUGAAAAUGGACACAGUUUCAGCUCAGUUUGUUUCUGUCUUCCAGCGUUUUACAAACUUCUCAAAUAUAUUCAUGUGUAGUGAUGCACAGAAAUUAAAAUUUGUGGCUGAAACUGAAAAUAAUAAUAAACACUUGGCCGAAUACCGAAUAAUACUGAACAAUGGUUCUUUCGCAGAUUUUAAUUUAUUUUGCCAAUUUUUUAACCAUUGCAUAAAUAAAAUAAAUGUGCAGUUAAAUACCCGCCAGUCACAAUUUGUCUUACUGUACUUAUUGUAUUUUUUCUCAUAAUCCUUUUUCAUUUUCUCCCAUUCAAAUCCAAUAAAUUGGGUCGCGGCUUUCCCAACUCCAACUCAGCCUGGAUCAUUUCUCGCGUUCUCUGCUUUUUCCCACAUCCAAGUAGUGAUCUGACAUGCUGACAUGUUCACUGCAUUUAACACUGCCCCCCUCUCACUCCACGCUGUUCGCUGUUUGAUUGCGUUAUCUAAACACGCCGUUAUUAUUGUUCGUUUUUUUCCCCACUUAUUCCACCGAACACCGAAAGUGUUUUUUUGCUAUUUUCGGCCUAACAAUUUAGGGUUACUGAACAUUCGGUGCAUCACUAUUCAUGUAUUUCAGUGGCAGCCGAUGUAGUUUUCUCCAGGGGGCUGUACCAAACUCCAAGAUAGACAUAUACCAAAAAGUAGGAAAAUUAUGUACUAAAGUAUCACUUCUGUAUUUGAAUAGAUGAAAUCAACAUUAUCAUGACAAUCAGGGUUUUAUUUUUUGUACAUAUAUUUUGUAACAAAUGCAUCAAUUUAAUAGAAUACAGAGAUAUAAGGGAUAUAAAUCAGCUUUACAGUAUAUUAGAGCCAUAUAUGAACAAAGUGAUUAUAUAAUUUAGAUUUUGUAACAUUUGAUUUUACUGUAUGUUGAGUAAUAUGCCGUUUUUAAUAUCAGUCCGCAAGGUUCUUGCUUAAUAUUACUAAUGACUGCAUCUUUCUCAUUGGUUACGUAUGAAUCACAUGAUGUUCGUGUAUUUUGUUUUGUGAAGCUAUGGAAUCGAGGGAGCACACUAGUUUUGACCGUGAUUGCAUGAUAAUAUUAUUUUGUCGUAUAAUCGCACAGUUUUUGUUUUUUGCAAUUGAAAGAAAGGUUUUUCAAUAAACUUUUGAAAUAAGAA
Messenger RNA from Cololabis saira (Pacific saury), 4985 nucleotides. RefSeq names its product protein NLRC3-like. Lineage: Eukaryota; Metazoa; Chordata; Actinopteri; Beloniformes; Belonidae. The transcript is spliced from 12 exons. The record is from RefSeq and is a predicted model, not a curated record. Gene Ontology annotation, molecular function: protein binding. Bases 130 to 3717 code for a protein of 1195 amino acids.